GUGCAUUCGGUGCUACUACUUAAUUAAAUAAAUAUAAAGGUGGGUGGGUGGGUUGGCCUCAAGCAAGCCCGAUGGGCCUUUGAAGAGAUAUUGAAAUGAUGGACGAUGAUGAUUACUCGGCGGCUGCGACUACCGUCGUCUUCGAGCGUCCGAUUCCGCUGCUCCGGGGACCUGUACCCUCCGGUGGCUCAUACGUUCUAGCUUUCCGAUCCCUGGAUUCAUGGUCAGCCGCUUUCAAGCGUUGCGAAACCCUAAUCAAGGAUCAGUGCCAGGAAGGUGCUAGAAUUGGGUGCGCCGUCUCCGCCUCCAACAACUGUAAGCCGCCGUGGUGGCGGGGCUCCGGUGACAUGAGGGAGCGGGACAAGUGCGAAGAGCGGGAAUUCCAGGCAUGUGUGGCUGCCUCCAAGGGCAAGUGCGCUGCGUUCGCCAAAGACAAGUGCUCUGGUGCGUUUUUAGAUGCGCGAAUCUCCAAGGAGGUUGAGGGAAUGGUGUGCCUAGCUUCAAUGCCGGAGCACAGCAGGUGGAGGGAUCUCAUGGGGAUUGGUUCACUGCAUCUGCACACCAACAACUGCUGCACUGCCAGGGAUCUGCUUCUUAACCAUCAUCAUAAACCAUAGCUAACUAACUCUUUAUUAGUUUCAGGCUGAGAGCCUUUGUUAUUAUUAUUAGUUCUGAGCUUAAUUAGUUGUAUUCUUCUCAUAAGAUGAUGAUGCUCAAUCUAUCUAUUCUCGAUCCCAAGCCAUUGUUGGUUGGGAUUUUGUUAA
This is a messenger RNA of Arabidopsis lyrata subsp. lyrata, 764 nucleotides long. RefSeq lists its product as uncharacterized. Gene Ontology annotation, cellular component: plastid. The transcript has a single exon. The record is from RefSeq and is a predicted model, not a curated record. Bases 96 to 617 code for a protein of 173 amino acids. NCBI's taxonomy places the organism in Eukaryota, Viridiplantae, Streptophyta, Magnoliopsida, Brassicales, Brassicaceae.